AUGAAAAAAAUAAGUAUGAUCCUUUGCCUAAUCGUUACGAACAUUUGUAUUAACAUAAAAAAUUUGUUGUUCAUAUCAUCUGUAAAGAAAAACAGUAGUAGCUUACUAAAUACGGUGAAAAAGCAUCGUUCGAUAUAUUUUUUGAAAAAUUUUAUUAAUAUAAACAAAUUGACGAAUUGGAAUACAUUUAAAAGGAAGAAAAAAAAGAUUAUUAAGUUUAGUUGCUAUUCAUUUGGAAAUCCUAUACAUCCCAAUAAUUUUAACGUAAAUAUGAUGGAGGGCUUAAAAAAAGCUGUGCUUGUCGGAGAGAAUCCUGCAUAUAUUAAAGAAAGAUUAGCAAAAUAUAAUGAGUUAAAAGAGAAAAAAAGGCUGGAUACAGAAUUACAAAUAAAAAAUGAUGAACAUUUUAAAAAGAAUAUAAACAUAGAACUACUGGAUGGAUCUAUCAGGGUUGGAGAAUGUCAUGUUACAACUCCUUUUCAUAUAGCUAGCUCGAUUUCAAAAAAGCUAGCUGAGGAUUCCAUAGUGUCAAAAAUUACAUAUUUAGAGAAAGUAGACCUGGAAUUAUGUGAUAUAGAGGAUGCAGAGGAAAACAGCAACGUGAGUGGAAGUGGCAAUGGCAACGACAGUGGAAACAGUGCAGAGAAUAAACACUGUAGUGGGGGACGUACUCCCAUGCUGUGGGAUAUGAACGUGCCUCUAAUAGGAAAUUGCAAAAUUGAGUUUCUGAAUAUUGAACAUGAAGAAGCAAAGAAGAUCUUCUGGCAUUCAUCUGCACACAUAUUAGGUAGCAGUUUAGAGAAAAUAUUUGGAGGGUACUUAACAAUUGGUCCUGCGUUAAGUGAAGGAUUUUAUUAUGAUAUAUUUUUAGGAAAUUAUGCUAUCAGUAAUGAACAUUAUAAAAGGAUUGAAGAUGAGUUUGCCAAAUUAACAAAAGAAAAUGUGGAAUUUGAAAAAGUUGUAUGUACAAAGGAAGAAGUAUUAGAGCUAUUUAAAUAUAACCCUUUUAAAUUAGAAUUAAUAAAAUCAAAAAUACCAGAUAAUAAAAAAACUUCUGUAUAUAAAUGUGGAGAGUUUAUAGAUUUAUGUUUAGGUCCUCAUAUUAGAAAUACUGGGAAAGUGAAAGCUUUUAAAGUAUUAAAGAAUUCAUCUGCAUAUUGGUUAGGAAAGAAAGAUAAUGAUAGUUUACAAAGAGUGUAUGGUAUAUCUUUUCAAAAAAAAAAUGAACUCACAGAUUACUUAACAUUUCUUGAAGACGCAAAAAAAAGAGAUCAUAGAAAUGUAGGAAAAAAAUUAAAUUUUUUCUUUUUUGAAAAAGAUAUGUCCCCAGGAUCUGGAUUUUGGUUUUCUAAUGGAGCAAAAAUAUUUAAUAAGCUAAUCGACUUUAUGAGAAGAGAAUAUCGAUUAAGAAAAUAUGAGGAGGUAAUAACUCCAAAUGUAUUUAGUUGCGAUUUAUGGAAAACUUCUGGCCAUUAUCAAAAUUACAAAGAUUGUAUGUUCAUAUUUAAUGUAGAAAAUAAAGAAUGGGGUAUGAAACCUAUGAAUUGUCCAGGUCAUUGUAUUAUGUUUAAACAAAUGAAUGUUUCCUAUCGUUCUUUGCCCAUACGUUUAGCCGACUUUGGUGUCUUACAUAGAAAUGAAAUAACAGGUAGUUUGAGUGGUUUAACUAGGGUUAGAAGGUUUCAACAAGAUGAUGCACAUAUCUUUUGCUCUUUUGAGCAAAUAACAAAAGAAGUUGUAAACACACUUCAUUUUCUUUUCUUUGUAUAUGAUUUAUUUGGUUUUAAAUAUGAAUUAUUUUUAUCAACACGACCUAAGAAAUUUAUUGGAAACAUAUCUACAUGGGACUUUGCUGAACAAUCAUUAAAAGAUGCUUUAAAUUCGGUAAAUGUCGAAUGGAAAUUAAAUGAAGGAGAUGGAGCUUUUUACGGACCCAAAAUUGAUAUAUUGGUAAGGGACAGUAUCAACAGAACCCAUCAGUGUGGCACAAUACAGCUGGAUUUUCAGCUACCCAUUAGAUUUAAUUUGCAGUAUAAAAAUAAAGAUUUUGGCGUUCUUGAGGAUGAUAAUGAGAAGAAGGAGCACGCGGACCUGGAAAAUGGCUCUACGGGAGGGGGAGAAACCAAAAAAGAUUAUGGUUAUGAUGGCGGUAAUGACAAUGAUGAUGGUAACCAUGACCGUGCGGCUAACCUUGAGUGUGGUAAUUACAGUGGAGGGGUGCAAUCUGCAUCAGAUGACUUAUUGAAGAAGGGAUUUGAUAGACCAGUAAUUAUACAUAGAGCAAUUCUAGGAUCAGUGGAAAGAUUUGUAGCAAUUUUGAUUGAACAUACAGCCGGUAAGCUGCCCUUUUGGUUGUCUCCAAGACAAGCCAUAGUUUUACCAGUAAGCGAUAAAUUUAAUAAGUAUGCUUAUUAUGUAUAUGAAACUUUGAAUAACAACUUUUUUGAUGUAGAUGUAGAUGCGUCAAUGAAUACAUUAAAUAAAAAAAUUAGAGAGGCUCAGUUGAAGCAGUUUAAUUUUAUACUUGUCGUUGGAGAAAAGGAAUUGACAACAAACACGGUCACUGUACGAGAUAGGGAUGACCCAAAUAAUCAACAGGUUUAUUCAGUUAAUGAUAUUGUAAACAAAUUUAAAGAAAUGCUUGAAGUUAAUUCGUGCAAAUUCAACCAAAUUAUUCCCUUUCAGUGA
This is a messenger RNA of Plasmodium malariae, 2688 nucleotides long. It is a transcript of the gene ThrRS, whose product is annotated as threonine--tRNA ligase, putative. Gene Ontology annotation, molecular function: threonine-tRNA ligase activity; ATP binding. Bases 1 to 2688 code for a protein of 895 amino acids. NCBI's taxonomy places the organism in Eukaryota, Apicomplexa, Aconoidasida, Haemosporida, Plasmodiidae. The transcript has a single exon. Gene Ontology annotation, biological process: threonyl-tRNA aminoacylation. The record is from RefSeq and is a predicted model, not a curated record. Gene Ontology annotation, cellular component: cytoplasm; mitochondrion.